AUGUGGACUCCUGUAGAACUCCCAUAUUUCUGCGAUACAGAUGGCUUGCCCGCCCCACUCCCUACUACAGAUGAGAUCAUGUCGUCCACGACACUCCUUAAAGAUCGCCUUGGACAGAAGAUGGCACGAGUUGGCCAGCACUUUGUUGUCAAAUAUGGCCAGAGCACAACUGAAGUUGAGGGGCACAAUCUUCUGUUUGUUGAGCAUAACUUGCACAAUAUUGUCCGCGCACCACGGCUCUAUGCCAUGUAUCGGGAUUUGGAUGAUAGAUUGUUCCUUGUUAUGGAGUUCCUCGAAGGAGAAUCUUUGGACGGGCUUUGGAAAGCGCUCUCGGAUGAUGAGAAGUCGCAUAUUAUGUCCAAGUUAAAGGACAUGUUUGACGGGAUGCACUCUCUACCUUCGCCUGGUUUCUACGGCAGCGUUGACAAAGGCUGUAUGCCUCAUCAUCUUUUCUACUCAUAUCCCGCGGACCAGAGUAUAUCUGGGCCUUUCCUUCAUGAAAACGAAGUGAACAACGCUAUAGCCGGCAAACUCCGCAGCAUCUUUACCUACAACAAAAAAUACAGUUACAAGUCCGAUUUCUACGAGCGCCACCUCUAUCGUGUACUCUCGGGCCACCGACCAGUCUUUUCUCACUCUGAUAUCUAUAGAAAAAAUAUCAUGAUUCACAAAACUGACAAACACACCCCAGAGAAGUGCGAUUAUAUUGUUGCACUGGUGGACUGGGAAUACGCAGGCUGGUAUCCAAGUUACUGGGACUAUGCGAUUUCAUUUACACACUUUUGUUGGGACGAUGAUUGGCCGGAAAAAUUUGAAAGCUUUUUAGAACCUUGGCUUGCUGAAGCAGCUCUAGUGAGAAUGUUCUACCAGGAAAUAUUCUUUUAG
Messenger RNA from Trichophyton benhamiae CBS 112371, 885 nucleotides. RefSeq lists its product as uncharacterized. The record is from RefSeq and is a predicted model, not a curated record. The transcript has a single exon. The coding region runs from base 1 to 885 and encodes 294 amino acids. NCBI's taxonomy places the organism in Eukaryota, Fungi, Ascomycota, Eurotiomycetes, Onygenales, Arthrodermataceae.